CUUGGCGGUGCCUGUCGUUUCUUCUAUUGGAACGCACAAAAUGAGAACGCUUUUGCCCGAUAAAAGCCCCUGAGUGAGCACGAGGCCCAAGGGGCGCUGUGCUGUCAUUCCUUGAAGCGACGGCCGCGGCCAGUCUGACCGGCGGCAGGUGCAGGCAGGGACACCUUCCCUGGGCCGGGAAAUGACACCGUCCGUGGCCGGGCAGGUGGCACACACCCCUGCCCCCGGAACGGCCGGAGCUCUCUUCAGUGCCCUCUCAAAUGAGAGGAGUUGGGUUUUCCCCUCUGACUGCGGACAUAACCGUGUUCUCACAGUAUAACGCUGAACAUGGUGAAGGGUCUGGCGGAGAAGCCUUUUGAGGAGUACCUGAGGUUGCUUGGCUUGUUCAGCCUGGAGGAGACUGAAGUCAGAUAUCAUUGAGGCCUUGGAGCUUCCUCAUGAGGGACAGAGACUGAUCUCUGCUCUGGUGAUCAGUGACAGCACACGAGGGAAUGGCUGAAGUUGUGCUGGGGAAGUUUAGGUUGGAUAUAAGGAAAAGGUUCUUCACCAGAGAGUGGCUGGGCACUGAAGAGGCUCCCCAAGGAAGUGAUCACAGCACCAAGCCUGACAGAGCUCAAGGAAUGUUUGGACAGGACUCUCAGGCACACGGUGGGAUUCUUUGGGCUGUCCUGUGUAGGACCAGGAGCUGGACUCGGUGAUUUUUGAUUUGCUGCAUACUGUUCACCUGGAGAGAAUGGCCUGUUGGGAAUUCCUGACUACUUUGGGCAUACUUCAGAAGUAAUACAGGCUGCGAAUGUGAGCUUGAAAAUUGCAUCAGGAUGCCCAGAGGUAAGCGAGCAUUUCUCUGGCCAGAACAGGAAGAUCUAUGGCAUGUUCUUGUAGCUGACCAGCAUAUAGAAGAGGACUUACUAAAGAUGGAUUUCAAUGUCUCAAUCGUAAUCCACGGCAAUAAUGAAACCUCCUAAGCAGCCACUCUGCCCCACCUCACCAGGAGUUACCUCCGUCCAUCCAAGGGGAAUUUCGCUGCCACAGGCCAGCAGGGGGAGCGAGUCCCUCCCGGGGGUGUCUGACCUGGCCCAUGACAGGUUGUAUAUGAGGUUUAAAUCUGCCAUAAAGAAGAUGGAGGAGGGGGAAACAAUGGUUUGUUGUCUAAUUCAGGAGACAGUGCCACAGAAGAACCCAAUCUGGGACUUAACCUGGGAUGCAAAAGAUCAAAUUCCUGUUUUCCAGCUCUGUUACAGCCAUCAUAAAGCACCUUAAGCAAAUCAUCCUGCCUCCAUUACCAUCUCUAACAAUGGAAAAAUAAUUUCUUUCACCAUUCUUUAUUAGUUCAUUAAUUCAGUGGGGCAGCAAGUAUGCCCUAUGGCUUAAAUGUCACAUGCUUAAUGCUGUAGGCAUUUUUUAGGACUUUGCUUAGACACCUAUGGACUUUAGCACCUCUGUACUCAGCAGCAGCAACACUACAUUGGUUCACAACAGCUAAAUGCAGAGUAUAUAAAAAUUUGACCAAGCUCCAGCUGACAGACAGAAGCAAUUCAUCUGUGAGAAGGAAAAUGCCAUUUGUCACAUAUGACUUAGGCCAGUUUCCAAGUACUUCAAAUAGAAGAAAAGAAACGCUACAAAAAGAAAUAUGACAGGUCUACACUGCCACAUCUAGAUUAAAUUACCUAGGAACUGCUGCAAUUCAAAAAGAAAAUACAGCUGCCAGAGCAGGAAGGUGUGGAGGAGCGAGAGGCGGCCCCCAUCACAGACCUGCGGGGUGUGACCCCUGUGCCUGCACCGCGCUCCGCUGCCCGAGUGACAGCUCCCAGCUCUCGCCGGCUCUUCCAGCGGCAGCUCCUCCCUUCUGGCCAGAUGGACAGCACAGCUUGGACUUGGGCUCCGGCUCCGGGGGACCCGGCUCGGGGCAGAAAGCAGCCUUUUAUAGCCGGCACGCCGCGGCUGCGGCUCACACCUACACGGUGCGCUGCCGAGCACAGCGCUGCUACCGGGACCCGCACCCCGCCCGCCGCUGCCCAUGGCGCCGCUGUCCCCGCUCCUGCUGUUGCUGCUGCCGGCGGCCGUUUACAAAGGCAUUUUUGGGGAAGCCCAUUUGAGAAAUCGGAGAGGAAUUCUGGAAUUAGCUGGAGCCAUCAGAUGCACCACAGGGCGCUCUCCUUUUGCCUACCUGCGCUAUGGAUGCUACUGUGGCCUGGGAGGAAAAGGAUGGCCCAAGGACAGAGUAGACUGGUGCUGCUUUCACCAUGACUGCUGCUAUGGGAGAGCAGAACAAGCAGGAUGUCAGCCAAAGACUGAAAGUUACCACUGGGAAUGCAAAGACAAUUCUGCUGUGUGUGACUCACUAGAAGAUGAAUGUCAAAAAAUGGCAUGUGAAUGCGACCGUGAAGCUGCCAAAUGUUUUUCUAAAGCUCCCUACCAUAGAAAAUACCUUUUGUGGCCAGACUUUCUGUGUGGUGAGAUUCAGCCUUUGUGUAGGUAUUAGAUACAAGACUCUUGUAUAUAUUUAAAUCUAAAAUUACUUUUUUUUUUGGCCACAUGAAUAACAACGAAUGAUUUUCCCCUUUCUUGAUACUCCUUCAUUCCACUCCAGCCUCUCCACCCCAAAAUGGCCAAAGUAAACAUUUUUCCUCUUAUUUA
This is a messenger RNA of Catharus ustulatus (Swainson's thrush), 2637 nucleotides long. It is a transcript of the gene PLA2G10, whose product is annotated as phospholipase A2 group X. The record is from RefSeq and is a predicted model, not a curated record. The transcript is spliced from 11 exons. Gene Ontology annotation, molecular function: phospholipid binding; calcium ion binding. Bases 2018 to 2482 code for a protein of 154 amino acids. Lineage: Eukaryota; Metazoa; Chordata; Aves; Passeriformes; Turdidae. Gene Ontology annotation, biological process: arachidonate secretion; lipid catabolic process; phospholipid metabolic process.